AUGACUAACCACACUGAACAGUCAGACUUUAUCCUGGUGGGGCUCUUUGGCCAAUCAAGACACCCCACUCUGCUUUCUGCAGUCAUUCUUGUGGUUUUCCUGAUGGCCUUGUCUGGAAAUGCCACCCUGAUCCUUCUGAUACACUCCGACACCCACCUCCACACCCCCAUGUACUUUUUCAUCAGCCAGUUGUCACUUAUGGACAUGAUGUACAUUUCUGUCACUGUGCCCAAGAUGCUCUUGGACCAAGUGUUGGGGAGCAACAAGAUCUCGGCUGCUGAGUGUGGGAUCCAAAUGUUCCUCUACCUGACACUUGGAGGUUCAGAAUUCUUCCUGCUGGCAGCCAUGUCUUAUGACCGCUACAUGGCCAUCUGCUAUCCACUCCGCUACCCUGUCCUCAUGAACCAUAAGGUGUGUCUCCUCCUAGCAUCUGGCUGCUGGCUCUUAGGAUCUGUGGAUGGUUUCAUGCUCACUCCUGUCACCAUGACGUUCCCCUUCUGCAGGUCCAGGGAGAUCCACCACUUCUUCUGUGAGGUCCCGGCUGUAAUGAAGCUCUCCUGCUCAGAUACCUCACUCUAUGAGACACUUAUGUACCUGUGCUGUGUCCUCAUGCUCCUCAUCCCUGUGAUAGUCAUUUCAAGCUCCUAUUCCUCCAUUCUCCUCACUGUUCACAGGAUGAACUUGGCAGAGGGUCGGAAGAAGGCCCUUGCCACAUGUUCCUCUCACAUGACUGUGGUCACUCUCUUCUAUGGCACUGCCAUCUACACGUACAUGCUCCCUGGCUCUUACCACACCCUUGAGAAGGACAUGGUGGUGUCUGUAUUUUACACAAUACUCACGCCACUUUUAAACCCUCUCAUCUAUAGUCUUAGGAACAAGAAUGUCACGGAGGCUCUGAAGAAAUUGUUGGGUUGCAAUCUCUCUUUCAAGAAACACUAA
This is a messenger RNA of Jaculus jaculus (lesser Egyptian jerboa), 939 nucleotides long. Its product is annotated as olfactory receptor 2T29-like. NCBI's taxonomy places the organism in Eukaryota, Metazoa, Chordata, Mammalia, Rodentia, Dipodidae. Gene Ontology annotation, biological process: G protein-coupled receptor signaling pathway. Gene Ontology annotation, molecular function: olfactory receptor activity; G protein-coupled receptor activity. Gene Ontology annotation, cellular component: membrane. The transcript has a single exon. The record is from RefSeq and is a predicted model, not a curated record. The coding region runs from base 1 to 939 and encodes 312 amino acids.